AUUGACAUUCCUGAUUUAAUAGUCGAUCUAAUGCAUAAAUGUUGGGAUACUGAACCACAGAAUCGGAUAAGUGCAGAGGAACUAUGUAGUACUUUACUCCAAUGGCAUUUUAAUAAUUUUAAAGUAUUUCCAAAGUCCAAUAUUACUAAAAAGGUUAUGAAAGAUAAAAAUAUAUCGACCUUAUUGGCUAGAAGGGCAUGUGAGAAAAAUCCAUUUGCAAUAUACACCAGCCGACUUCUUAACUUUAAUGAUCUACCAGAACCAAAAGAUUCUAUCAAAACAUAUGAUUCAUCAAUUAUCGAAUCAGGAGGUAUAAUAAAAUGGAUAUCUUAUUAUAAUCUUUCCAAUAGGAAAUAUUUGGCCAAAGGGGGAUUUGGAACAAUAGAGAAAGCCGUCCUUGUCGAUGAGUCUGGAAUAAAUGUUAAUGUGGCUCUAAAAAUAUUGUAUAAAUCUCGGAACAUUACUGAAGAGUUCUGGAACGAA
Messenger RNA from Acaulospora morrowiae, 483 nucleotides. NCBI's taxonomy places the organism in Eukaryota, Fungi, Glomeromycota, Glomeromycetes, Diversisporales, Acaulosporaceae. The record is from the annotation of a GenBank genome assembly.